UACACUUCCUCCCCGGGGUCCUUCGCGGCAACACUCUUCCAAGAUGGCAGCCAACAGCAGCAGCACGGGCAGCAAGUCGAGCAGCGGCUCCGGAGGGAAACAGCCCGGUCCUUCAGCGGAGCAGGUGGUGGCCACAUUUCAGAGGAUGCGUCAGGAGCAACGAGGAAUGGCUUCUAAAGCUGCUGAGCUGGAGAUGGAGAUCAACGAGCACAGCUUAGUGAUCGACACGCUGAGGGAAGUGGAUUCUUCAAGGAAAUGCUUUCGUCUGGUAGGAGGAGUGUUGGUGGAGAGAACAGUAAAAGAAGUUCUACCAGCUUUGGAAAACAACAAAGAACAGAUCUCCAAAAUAGUCGAGACCAUCAACACAUCGAUGCAGACGAAAGGACGGGAACUCACCGAGUACAGGGAACGCUACAACAUCCGGUUGGUGGGGGAGGGUGAAGGAGAGGCACAGGGCCAGACGGCGGCGUCUUCCGGGGACAGCGAAGGAGGCGGUUCCAAAAGUGGCGCAGGCGUUUUAGUGUCGUAGUUUCUUAUAAUAUUGGGAGACAAUAGGGCCUUAUGAUUUCUGCAGUAGUGAAAACACAGUCACAAAAUGUAGGUUGAAAACUCUUUACAGGGAAACUUUGGAUUUGGAGAUUACUGAAAUUCCUGCUAAACACGGGGCCCUUGGUUUGGACGUAAUUUUGCCACAGACAGAAAUUCAAAGUGUACACUGCGCUCUUCUUGUUCAGCGUGAAUGCUAAGUUGUUUGUCAUUUGUUAAAGCGGAAAUAUUUGUGGCUUAAAUUAAAUUCAACUUUGUCAACCCCUGCAAUUUUACAGAAACAAAGCAUUUUCUAAAGUGACGAUUUGUGAAUGACACCUUUAAGGCUGGGUUCAUUUGGCCCUUGAGGAGGAAGAACAGGUCCCAGAAUGCAGUUUGACAACACGAUUUGUGAGCAUGAACAACAGAUUAAACUGUAAACUUGUCACUAAAGAUCAAAUUUCAAUCUUUGAGCUUUAUUCACCCUUUUCUGCUUCACUCAACACACAAGUGAUGCAUCGAAAGGCUGCUGGUUUGAAUCCAUGAUGCUGACGUGAAGUCAGGUGUGUGACCAGUACAUGCUAUGACACUGUUACUGUUAAGCCCUGUCAUUAAAAGUACAACAAAACUUGUUCUAUUCUUUUUGACCUGUAGCUCGAGCUUGGAACGGUUAAAGUAAGUUAACACAGUCUGACUGACCCUGGGUCUGACGCUGUUCAAUUAGUUGUGAGGACAAAACUGUUUUGUUUAUGAUCAUGAAUUAAAGAAUUGUCACAAUUGUG
Paralichthys olivaceus (Japanese flounder) is the source of this 1307-nucleotide messenger RNA. Lineage: Eukaryota; Metazoa; Chordata; Actinopteri; Pleuronectiformes; Paralichthyidae. The record is from RefSeq and is a predicted model, not a curated record.